AUGGAAUAUCGUUCUGUGUACGGUGUCAUAUUAGCCAUAAAUCAAUCGAAACAAUAUCAGCCUGUUAAUGAUCUAGAUAGACAAGGACGUGUAAUAAAUUCAAUUUUAAAAGAUUUACAGAAUAAACAAACUGACGAAGAAACUGUUAAAAAUUUGCAAAAACCAGUCUCAUCCUCUUCAUCGUUGAACACUGUAGAUCUAGAUAAAUCAAUUGAUGAAUUAUGCGAUUUACUAAUUAAUGAUUUAAUUCUUAGUUGGUAUAAACAUGUCUCAUAUCAACAAACAAUAUUCACAAAAGCAUUCAAACAAGAAAUUCAUAAAAUUGUAAAUGAAUUAAAAAUUCGAUGUCGUGUAAUUGAUUGGGUAGCCGUAUUAUCGAAUGAUUUUAUUGUAUUAUUAACGGAACAUUUUCAAAAAGUUAAACAAGCAAGUCUGAAUCCGAACAUUGUAUUUCAAUUACAUUCAUUUUUGGUUACUGAAGAAAGUGAAAAUGAAUGUUUACGGUCCCUGUGUGAAUCUGUCUUACUGUUAUUAUUACCCAAUUACUAUGCUUUAACAUCAGCAUCAAGACAUUUAUUACGUGAAGUACUCGUAUUUAACGUUGUUCGACCAACAUUUGAUAAAUUGUGUGAACCAGAUUAUUUGAAUGAACAAUUGUUAUCUUUUUUACAAAAAUCAGAUGAAUACAAAGAUCAAAAAGAGAGAAAAUUUAAUUUAGCAUCAAAUUAUGAAAAUUUUAUGAAACUAAUUCAAACAUGCGAUCAAUUAGACAAAUUGGAAGAAUUAUGGGAGAGUAUUGUUACAGAAAUAAUGCAAGCAACAGCCAUAAAAAAUUUACUGAAAGAAGGCGUCAUAUCGAAAGAUAGUCCCCAGAAACAUGGUACAAAAGGUGAAUUGCUAAUGUCUCGUGAUUUAACAAAAUACUUAAAUCAAUUAAGAAUAGCUAAGAGUGUCUGUGAGAGGAGAAUAACAGCAAAUGGUGGAAGAAGCUAUCUGUUAUUGGAUUCGACAACAAGUGAAAAUGUUUCAAAUAGAAAAGUACUAUCGUUAAAUAUAAUUCUUAGUUGUCAAACUGGACGAUUUCAUUUUCAACAAUUUCUAGAAACACUUGGAACACACGCUUUAAUAAAAUUUUGGUAUGAUGUAUGGAAAUUACGAUCAGCUAUGAUUUCUGAACGUCAUCGUGUUGCAUCCAAUAUUUAUAAAACAUAUAUUCUUCAAUUUGGUAGCGCUGUUCGAGAUGAAAUUGAUAAUGCAACUGUUAAUGAAAUGAAAAUAUAUUUAAUUGGAGAAAAAGUUGAACCUGAUGCAUUUUAUUUGGCUCAAACAAUUAUCUACAAUGUUUUACAAAAAGAUUAUUACGGCUCAUUUAUAGUAUCAGAAUAUUAUUCAAAAUUUUGUAAAUUAUUUGACAGUAAUGAUAUCAAGGAUUUUGAUCUUAACGAUCCAUCAUUAAUAAACAAUACUGUAAAUAUAAGUCCAAAUGACCUAUCAUCAACUCUGUCAAGUCCCAAUUCAGAAACUAUGGUUCAAUCGACUACUCCCGAUGUGGAUUCACCGAUUAUUAAUGCAGAAAGUGUUCCAAAACGUUUACAAGAUCUUCGUGUACAUUUGGCCACAAAAGUAUAUGCAUGCGAAGCGGCAAAAGAGGUUGCAACAUUUGAUACAAAAACAGUGAAAAAAUUAGAACAAGAUAUUCAUGGUAUUCAAAUGAGAAUUAGUACAUUAGAAUCAUUAAUAGAAAAUGUUGAUUUAUGGUGGGAUCAUUUGGGACAUUGGAAAGCAAAAGUACUAUCAGAUGUGAUUGAAAAUGGUUCAUCUUGCUUAGCUGUCUUAAUUCGUACAGAUGUUCAAUGGUCAAGUGGAUGGGUUGUUACUAGAACAAUCCAUGCUUGGCAAGAGUUCUAUCUACGAUUAAAACAGCUUAAAUCAAGUUUACCAACAAUAGAUUUAUUUCGUACACGUACACGAAAAUUUUCAAUUAUUAACGAUUCAAUUACUUAUAAAAAGCUUACUGAACAAUUACAAGAUUUUCUACAAGAAAUAUUGAAAGAUGAACAUAUGUCAUCCUAUGAAUUGGUUUAUCAAUUUCUUAAUCCAUCAAUAGUUGAUAAUGAUCAACAAGCUUACAAUAAUUCAUUGAAAGGAGGAGUAUUAUCACAAAUAUUUCGAAAUAAAACGCAUGUCGAUACGGAUGAUCAAGAUUAUUCAGAAAUCGAUAGUGUUCGAUUUUUGGAAGGUCGUGCCGAUUCAAUAGCUAAACCACUAUAUCAAUUAAUUAAUGAGAUAUUUGAAGUUAAAGGAAUGUUAAAAUUAGUUCGAAUCACAUUGGUACAAUUUAUUCGAAGUACAUUUGGUAGUACAAUAAACAGACAAACUCGUCGUUUAAUAUUUGGUUUAUUUCAAGAAAAUCGUCUAGUUAGUUAUGUAACAAUGUUGCGUGAUACAUUUUGGCCAAAUGGGUCAACAUUGAGUAUUAUUACAAAAGAAACUCGAACAGAUGAUGAAAAAUUAGAGAGAAGACAUCAGGCAAAACGAAAAUUGUUAACAUCUAUACCCGAGACAUUUUCAUUAUUAAUCGGUUAUGAAAAUACUCGUGGUGGUGUUGAACGUUUAUUUGAAUUAUUUCAAGAUGGUAGAUUAAAUAAACAUUUUUUUUACAAUAUUCUUUUAAUGAUAAUUGGUGAAUUAUUUCCAGAAAUUCGUUUAAAAGAACGUUUACAAAACGAUGACUAG
Messenger RNA from Didymodactylos carnosus, 2736 nucleotides. NCBI's taxonomy places the organism in Eukaryota, Metazoa, Rotifera, Eurotatoria, Philodinida, Philodinidae. The record is from the annotation of a GenBank genome assembly.